Acanthoscelides obtectus is the source of this 1287-nucleotide messenger RNA. The record is from the annotation of a GenBank genome assembly. NCBI's taxonomy places the organism in Eukaryota, Metazoa, Arthropoda, Insecta, Coleoptera, Chrysomelidae.
AUGAAACCAUCUAAACUGCAAGAUCAUCUGAGAAGAUGCCACCCUGAUAAAACAGAGAAAGAUUUGAAAUUCUUUCAAACACUCAAAGAUAAAUAUUUCAGAAGAGGCCUAUACUGGACAGAAUGUUCGCUUCGACGUCACAAAGAAAUUAUGGUUUGCGGACGUCUUACUUAUAGCAAAAUCCGGAAAACCACAUACUAUCGGAGAGAAAAUUCCCUUAAGCAACAAUACUGCUUCUUAUGUAAUUAUUUGCAAACGACCCAUUUCUCUAUACAACUGGACGAGUCAACUUUACCUGAUAAUGCAGCAUUAUUAUUGGCAUAUGUUCGUUUUAUUAUGAAUCAAGAAAUCUACGAAGAACUGCUCUUUGCAAGAACUUUGAUAACCGACACUAAAGGUGAAUCAAUAUUUCAUGUUUUGAAGGAUUACUUCAUUGAAAAACCAAUUCCUUUAUCAAAUAUAAUAUCAGUAGCUACAGAUGGAGUAACUGCCAUGGUUGGACGUUAUCGUGGAUUUAUAAGCUAUUUAAAACAAAAUGUGUCAGGGGUAUUGCAUGAAUCACUUCAUUUAGUCAUUGAUGCAGUAAACCGAAUCCGAAGCAACGCGUUGAAUACGCGGUUAUUUGCGCAGUUGUGUGAAAAAAAUGACGAACACUUUCAUCAAUUACUCCUUCACACUGUCGAAAGAUUUUUUGCACUUUUUGAGACUAUUUUAGAAUUUCUGGAUACUAAAGAUAAAAUUUUAAAAGAAAAUUUAAUGAAGAGGAAAACAGACAUCGCCUAUUUAACAGAUUUGUUUACAAAAUUUAAUAUGGUUAAUUUACAAUUACAAGGCGACAGUUUAAAUUUGAUUAAAACAAAGUCCAUCUUAUCAGCGUUUCUUGCCAGAUUCCCCAAUUUGUCACAGACAAGCUGCCAGGAAGACGACGUUUCAACUUACGUUCAACAUUUAUAUGCCUUCUAUUCAGAUUUUGAAUCUAGGUUUGAGGAUAUUUUGACUAUGGUAAUACCACCGUGUAUAAUUAAUCCAUAUGGUGACAUAGAAGAAACGAAUUUUAAAAACGGAUAUCAGCAAUUCUGGCUGCAAAACAACAUACCCGUUACUUAUCCCAUAUUAUGGAAUAUAGUGAGGAAAUUUUUAAUUUCCUUUCCAUCCUCAUACCUAGUGGAAAGGGGGUUCAGCGCUGUUACCAAUUUCCUAACGAAAAAAAGAAACAGACUGGACAUCAUUAGCCGAGGAGAUAUAAGAUUAACCCUUACAAAAUUGACGCAAAAUGUUGAUAAUUGA